Tauraco erythrolophus (red-crested turaco) is the source of this 2406-nucleotide messenger RNA. The record is from RefSeq and is a predicted model, not a curated record. Lineage: Eukaryota; Metazoa; Chordata; Aves; Musophagiformes; Musophagidae.
AUGCUGUCUUUCUUAUUGCAGGCAAAACGAGCAGUACAGCGAGGAGCCACAGCGGUCAUCUUUGAUGUUUCUGAAAACCCAGAUGCCAUUGAUCAGCUGAACCAGGGCUCAGAGGACCCUCUGAAGAGACCAGUGGUGUAUGUGAAGGGUGCUGAUGCUGUCAAGCUAAUGAACAUAGUUAACAAGCAGAAAGUGGCACGAGCAAGGAUUCAGCAUCGCCCCCCACGGCAACCCACCGAGUACUUUGAUAUGGGAAUUUUCCUGGCCUUCUUUGUGGUUGUGUCUCUUGUCUGCCUCAUUCUUCUUGUCAAGAUCAAACUGAAACAGCGACGUAGUCAGAAUUCCAUGAACAGGCUUGCGGUGCAAGCACUGGAAAAAAUGGAGACCAGGAAGUUUAAGUCUAAAAGUAAGGGACACCGGGAAGGCAGCUGUGGAGCACUGGACACACUCAGUAGCAGCUCCACCUCUGAUUGUGCCAUCUGCUUGGAGAAGUACAUUGAUGGGGAGGAACUGCGUGUCAUUCCCUGCACUCACCGAUUUCACAAGAAAUGUGUGGAUCCUUGGCUACUGCAGCAUCAUACCUGCCCUCACUGCCGCCACAACAUCAUAGAACAGAAGAAGGGAAAUGCAGGUCCAGUCUGUCUGGAAUCCAUCACCCCAGCACGCAGCCGGCAGCAGAGGGUGAUUCUUCCAGUCCAUUACCCAGGCCGAGUGCACAGAGCAAACCAGAUAACAGCAUACCCCACUCGGACAAGCAUGGACCCUCACGGAAACCCUAUCACAGUACUUACAGUUGAGCGACAUGGUGAACAGAGCCUCUACCAAGGCCAGUCCCCAGCCUAUAUCCGAAAUUAUCAGCCUAUUCAUUUGGACCAUGCUUUAAACACACAUCACUGUAGCUUGGAACAUAGGGCUUACUCUCCUGCUCAUAGCUUCCGAAGACCCAAGUUUGGUGGACGCAACUUUUCCAAAGCAGCGUGCUUCUCCCAAUAUGAGACCAUGUAUCAGCACUACUACUUCCAAGGCCUUAGUUACCCUGAGCAAGAUGGACAGCCUCCAGCUGGCAUUGCCUCAAAGGGUCCUUCCCGUGCCUUUCAGCCUGGUAGCAGCAUACUUUUCCCUCCUGUGGUACAUGUAGUGCCCUCAUCCCGCUUGGAGAGUGGCAGUACCUCCAGCUUUAGCUGCUAUCAUGGUCAUCGUUCAGUGUGCAGUGGAUAUUUGGCUGACUGCCCUGGGAGUGACAGCAGCAGCAGCAGUUCUGGUCAGUGCCACUGCUCCUCUAGUGAUUCCAUGGUUGACUGCACAGAGGUCAGCAACCAAGGGGUUUAUGGGAGCUGCUCCACCUUCCGCAGCUCUUUGAGCAGUGACUAUGACCCGUAUGUUUACCGCAGUAAGAGCCCUUGCCGAGUGGGUGAGGUUGGUGGUGCAAACAGAGGUGCAAUUGUUCUCUUGGAGGGCCCCCACCAGGACGAGCUUCCAUCUUAUGGUCACAGUCUGGUGGGUGCUGACUGCCGGCCUGUGCCAGCUUCUUCCUCAGGGGACCAACUGUCUAAUUGCAGCAUGGAUAUGAACUAUAGCAGUAAUUCCUCACUGGAGCACAGGGAUCCAAAUGGCACUACCUCAGAGGGAGGACAUGAGGCCACUCCUGGUGCUGCCUUGGAUGUCAAAAGGAACUGGAAGAAUCCAGAGAUAGCAGGGCCGCUUAUGGAGCAAGCAUGUGCAUGCUGCUUUGAACUCCAGCACUCUGCCCUGGAGCCUACCAGUGGGACAGCUGACUGUAGUGCACUCUUCCUUAGCUCUCCGCUGUGGGGGACGCGUGGCCCAGGAAUAGAACCACAGUCAGGGAACACCCCGGGCUUAUACAGUAUUAACUCAGACCACUUGCAUAGGACAGAUGGGAUAAAAUAUGAGGGGUUGCCCUGUUGCUUCUAUGAAGAGAAGCAGGUAGCCUGUAGUAGCAACAGUGGCAGUAGGGGGGGGGGUGGUGGCUGCUAUACAGAAGACUAUGCAGUGAAUGUGCAGUACACGCUUCCUGAUGACACCUUGCCAAGCUGCUGUAAGGGUGUAUGUGACCUGGGUCAACGCAUUCCCAUAAUUCCCGAAGACAGAGACUGUGAGCUGAUCCUACCUAAAGAGUGCCAAGGAAUGCACAUGGGAGGCUGUAGUUCCUGGGAUGGAACACCUGAGCUAGAUACUUAUCUGCACUGCCAAGGUAUAGGAGAGGUACAGGACAAGAGGGAAUUGUGCUACGAGGCAACAUCAUUCCUGCGGCAGAACUACUCUCGGGAGGAGGAAGCCAGAAUGCUCUUUCCCAGUCCCACUCUGAACUCCCAGAAGCUGAUGACGACCACAAAGGCCACAGGUGCUGGAUCUCAUCCCUUGGAGAGAAGCCAAAUUGGUGACUAG